GCUAGUGUGCUACUACAACCCAAAAUGGAGUGUUCGAGUCGGAGAGUUCUAUUUCUCGCCGUGGCGGCAGCAUUCCUUCUCCUCUCACUAGCCCCAAUUUCCGAAUCAGCCAUUUCGUGCAGUGAUGUGCUGAAGGACCUGAGGCCUUGCGUAAACUAUCUCAAGAGCGGGACCGGGAAGCCUCCGGAUGCCUGCUGUAAAGGGGCCGCUGCUCUGGCAAAUGCUGCGACCACAUCGGCUGACAAGAAGGCUGCCUGUGCCUGCAUUAAGUCAGCUGCGAAGCAGUUCAAUCCCAACUCACAGUUGGCCCAAGAUCUCCCGGGCAACUGCGGGAUCACUCUGCCUGUUGCUGUUUCACCCAAUGUGGACUGUUCCAAGUUUGGCUAAUACAUGGCGAAGGCCUCGAGCAGGAGAGCCAUAUGAAUCAUCUAUUUGCGUUGUUUCAAUCGAUAUGUAUUAGAGUUGGUUAAUCUUCUCAGCAAGCAUUUAGCUUCGCCAGGAAGAUAUAUAUAAUAAAGUUCACUGCUCGGAGAAUCAUGUCACUGGCAUCGCCAUGACUCGUCUUAUAAAUACAUUCGACUGUUACGAGUCCCUACUGGCUCCUCUAUAGCCUAUGCUGAUAGAAAACUGAAUAAAGCUCAUAACAAUGCUUCCUAGAGAUAGUCUCGGUUCAUUGCUGUGUGCCCGUGUCUUCAUGUAAGAUGAAAUGAGAUAUAAUAUAUAUGUAUUGUUUGUUUAAUUUCUUGAUCAGGAAAUUUCAGAUAAUUC
Molecule: messenger RNA, 768 nt
Organism: Punica granatum (pomegranate)
Lineage: Eukaryota; Viridiplantae; Streptophyta; Magnoliopsida; Myrtales; Lythraceae
Source: RefSeq, a predicted model, not a curated record